This is a messenger RNA of Neocloeon triangulifer, 2267 nucleotides long. RefSeq names its product monocarboxylate transporter 1-like. The transcript has 10 exons. Bases 307 to 1878 code for a protein of 523 amino acids. The record is from RefSeq and is a predicted model, not a curated record. Gene Ontology annotation, molecular function: monocarboxylic acid transmembrane transporter activity. Lineage: Eukaryota; Metazoa; Arthropoda; Insecta; Ephemeroptera; Baetidae. Gene Ontology annotation, biological process: transmembrane transport; monocarboxylic acid transport.
UACCAAGCGCUAUACCCAUUUUAGGCAUGAAUGUUGGUGAGCAAAGUGCGCGUAAUACUUGCCAAUAUGCAUAGUUCCUAACUAAACAUUUCUUACAAAGGAGUGAUAAAAUACUUCGAUGCACUUGCUCUGGCUCGGCAGUGUGCAGAGCAUACACAACUGCUAAUAAGCUAGGGCCAUAAAAGUAUGACGAGGCGCGCGCUCUUAAUUCCCUCCGGCGCUUCAUCUGCCUGCACCGUAAAUCGGCUAAAAACAUGCCGCUGAACCACUUUAUUAGCGUUUCGAAGGGCAAAGAGCGACCGAGUGAUGACGGCGCGGACGCAUGGCAAGUACUUCUCGAAAAGGGCCUCCGCCCUGGGAAUACCAUUGGUGGCACCUGAAGGUGGUUGGGGAUGGGCAGUUGCGCUUGCCUACGGAAUAUGCCAUGUUUUUCUGGUUUCGGUUGUGCACAAUUUCUCACUCAUUUUUUCAUCCAAGUUUGACGCAAUCGGUAUGACUGCAGCCGAUGUAACUGUCAUGAUGAAUAUCAACGCAGCCGUUUGCAAUGGUGUUGGAUUGCUCUCCGGCCCCGUUUUGAAGAGAUUUUCCUGCAGAGAAGUGGCGCUCUUUGGCUCUUUCCUGCUUUUCUCCGGCGCCCUUCUCUCAUCUUUGGCGGACACUUACUACUUUUUCAUAAUCUCAAUUGGCGUCGUGUUUGGCAGUGGUCUCGCCUUCCUCAGCCCUGCAAGCCUGUUCAGCAUCAACUCGUAUUUCAUAAAGCAACGCAGCCGAGGCAUGGGCCUGGCGAUGGCCAUCGGCGGCAUCGGCACCGUCUUCAUGCCGCUGGUGCUGAGCUCGUUGUUGCAAAAUUACUCUUCCGAGGGCACGAUGCUCAUCGUGGCCGCUCUCGUGUUGCACUGCGUUCCAGCGGCUUUGCUCCUUCAACCCGUUCGUUGGCACAUGGUGCCCGCUGAGGGAAGCCCUCCAAUUGAAGACCACAGUGCGGCCGCUGCGGCUGCGGUGGCGGCCGGCAGAAAAAGGACGGCGUCCACCAACUCCGUCGAUGUUGGCUACACGCUCGUCUCAUGCUCAGAACCACAACAUGAUAAGCUUUCUGAAAUAGACGAGGAUGAGGAUUUGAAACCAGCAAAUUACAAAAUAGAAACUGAAUCUCCCUCAGCUAACAACUUACUAAACCAAUCAAAGAUUACGACAAAAAAACAAAAGAGUUUUUGGAUCAAAAUCGUGGACUUUUUUGAUUUGCGACUCUUUAAAAUUAUACCCUUUGCCCUGGCCUCGUCCAGCAUGUCGUUUUUCGCCGUAAUUGAAACAAAUUUCAUGCUGCUGAUUCCGUACCUGAUGCUGGAAAUCCACGGCUACACAAUCCAGCAAAUCGCCGGCUACCAGUCUGUAGUGGCCGCCGUUGACAUCAUUUUCAGGUUUGUCGCGCCCUACAUAGGCCUGGGGUUGAACCUGCCGGAUAAUUUGCUCUACAUUCUUAGCAUCAUCUUUCUGUCGUUGUUCCGAGCACUCAUUAUGAUUUACCGCAGCUACAACCUGGUGUUAGUGUUGGGCGUGUGGUUCGGCAUGUGCAGGGGUAUUAGGAGCGUGUUCGCGCCUCUGCUUAUCCCAUCCUUCGUGCCCGUUGACAGGCUGCCAGCCGCACUCGGCCUGCUCAUGGCACAGACGGCGAUUGCUUUUAUAAUUUUCGGCCCUUUUGUCGGGAUGCUGACCAACAGCACAAAAACGUUGGCCGACAUAAUAACCGGCUUUAACUUAUUCACCGUCUGUUCGGCUUCGUUGUGGGUUUCGGGCAUGACUUUUCUGAGAAUGCGGGCGAACAAAAAGCAGGCGGCGGCCGAGGCCGCGUCAAAAGGAAACUCACAUAGUGCGGCUUGAAUAAUAUCAUGUGUUUAUUCAACCCAAUUAAAGUGAAUGAAAUUUAAAUCACAUGUUGUGUACUUUCAUGUAGACAGAAGUAAAAAGCGUGAAGAAUUCUUCAACAGGAAAAAUGAAAAGUUCAGAUGAGAUAAAUACAGUCAGGAACCAUUGAAGAUAUUUUACAAUUAUCCAUUAAACAUGUAUAUAAAGAUUAAGAAGAAUUGAAAUUUAAAGAAAAAUCCCAACCUCCACACAAGCCGUUUAUUAAGUAUUUUUUUUAACAAAUUUUUUGUUCCAUUUUUACACAGACAUUAUUUUUAAUUUAAAAUUUUUGUUAUUUCCACCAACCAGCUUCAGUUGUAUUCAUUACAUGACCACUUAUUAAAAUCUGAGAGAACAUCAAUACA